ACAGCACUGCUCGCUUUCUUGAGAGGAGAGAGGCAGAGAACCACUAGCCUUCUCCUCCUCCUCCUCCAUCCGAGUGUGUGUGAGGCUGGUACAUCCGUUGGCUGGUGGACACAGCAGCAGUGUUAGCAUUAGCAGGGAAUCUGUGCUCCAUCCUCCAAAAUGAUGAACAACCUCAAUGAAUGUGAAGAAGGCGAUGGGGGACCCAACAGCCAGGGAGAUGCAACAUCCAAGGAAAGCAGCCCUUUUAUCAACAGCAGCACCAGUGACGUAGAAAAAAGCCAGCAGUAUGAUGGGAAAAACAUGGCUCUGUUUGAGGAGGAGAUGGACACUAGUCCCAUGGUAUCUUCUCUGCUGAGCAGCCUUGCCAACUACUCCAACCUGACGCAGGGCAGUAAAGAGCAUGAAGAGGCAGAAAACAACGAGGAGGCACGCAAGAAAGCUGUACAGGCUCCGCGUAUGGGCACAAUAAUGGGCGUUUACCUACCAUGUCUUCAAAACAUCCUUGGAGUGAUUUUAUUCCUCAGGAUGACCUGGCUAGUGGGUGUUGGAGGCGUCCUCGGAACCUUCACCAUCGUCUUCAUGUGCUGCUCCACGACUAUGCUGACUGCUAUCUCAAUGAGUGCUAUUGCCACCAAUGGAGUUGUGCCAGCUGGAGGUUCAUACUACAUGAUCUCACGUUCACUGGGGCCGGAGUUUGGAGGGGCCGUUGGCAUAUGUUUCUUCCUGGGCACCACUUUUGCAGGAGCCAUGUACAUCUUGGGGUGCAUCGAAAUCCUGCUGAUCUACAUUGUUCCAUCAGCUGCCAUAUUCAAGAUGGAGGGUCUCGAGGGAGCAGAGGCCGAGGCAGCUUUGUUGAAUAACAUGCGUGUGUACGGUACCAUCGUUCUCACCUUCAUGGCUAUAGUCGUCUUUGUCGGUGUGAAAUAUGUCAACAAGUUGGCCCUUGUGUUCCUCGCCUGCGUCAUUCUCUCCAUCCUGGCUAUCUAUGCGGGGGUCAUCAAGACUGCUUUAGAUCCACCUGACUUUCCGGUUUGUGUGCUUGGGAACCGAACCCUUGUGUCAAAGGCGUAUGACAUUUGUGCCAAGACUAUAGAGCGGGGCAAUGGCACCAUCACCACCAAGCUUUGGAGAUCCUUCUGUGACUCUGAGUUCCUGAACGCCACCUGUGAUGAGUACUUUGUUAACAACAAUAUCAGUCAGAUCCAGGGAAUCCCUGGAAUCACCAGUGGCAUCCUGGCAGAAAACCUUUUCAGUAGCUAUAUGGAGAAAAAUUCAGUCUUAGAGAAGAGAGGUCUGCAGUCAGCACAGGACCCUGAACUCCCACUAACCAGCAGUAACCGAUAUGUGCUGGCUGAUAUUACCAGUUUCUUCACCCUGCUGGUUGGAAUCUACUUCCCCUCUGUCACAGGUAUCAUGGCUGGUUCCAACCGUUCUGGUGACCUGCAGGAUGCCCAGAAGUCCAUCCCUGUUGGUACCAUCUUGGCCAUCACAACCACCUCCAUCAUCUACAUGUCUAGUGUAAUUCUGUUUGGAGCCUGUGUGGAUGGAGUUGUUUUGAGGGACAAAUUUGGAGAAGGCGUCAGUGGUAACUUGGUUAUUGGCACGCUGGCAUGGCCCUCACCCUGGGUUAUUGUGUUUGGCUCCUUCUUCUCCACCUGUGGGGCGGGGCUUCAGAGUUUGACAGGAGCACCCCGCCUCCUUCAAGCUAUUGCCCGAGACGGCAUCAUUCCUUUCCUCAGGGUGUUUGGUCAUGGCAAAGCUAACGGUGAACCUACAUGGGCUCUCCUUCUGACAGCUUGCAUCUGUGAAAGUGGCAUCCUCAUUGCCUCCCUGGAUGCAGUUGCACCUAUUCUGUCCAUGUUCUUUCUCAUGUGUUACAUGUUUGUAAACCUGGCCUGUGCACUGCAAACUCUCCUCAGAACCCCAAACUGGAGACCACGCUUUAAGUUUUACCACUGGGCUUUGUCACUCUUGGGCAUGAGCUUGUGUCUCACCCUGAUGUUCCUGUGCUCCUGGUACUAUGCUAUUGUUGCCAUGGGAAUCGCCGGCUGCAUCUACAAAUACAUUGAAUUCUGCGGGGCAGAGAAAGAGUGGGGUGAUGGAAUUCGUGGUAUCUCUUUGAGCGCUGCCCGUUUUGCUCUGAUGAGGCUGGAGGAAGGUCCUCCUCACACUAAAAACUGGAGGCCUCAGAUUUUGGUGCUCACAACUUUGGAUGGGGAGCAGAAUGUGGAGCAGCCUCGACUGCUGUCGCUAACCAGUCAGCUGAAAGCAGGCAAAGGCUUGACUAUUGUAGGAGCGUGUAUAGAAGGCACCUACCUGAACAACCAGCCAAAGACUCAGAAAGCAGAUCAGUCCCUGAGGAAGCUGAUGGAGGUCGAGAAGGUGAAGGGAUUUAGUCAGGUGGUGAUCUCUUCAAACCUGCGGGAUGCCACUUCACACCUAAUUCAAGCUGGAGGUCUGGGUGGGCUACGCCACAAUACUGUUCUGGUCAGCUUUCCCAAGAACUGGAAACAGGCUGAGGAGCACCACCGUUGUAGGAACUUCAUUGAGGUUGUUAGGGAGACCACAGCAGGUCACAUGGCCUUACUGGUCCCGAAGAACAUUUCUGCAUAUCCAUCAAAUGGAGAGCGUUUCACUGAGGGCCACAUUGAUGUGUGGUGGAUUGUCCAUGAUGGAGGCAUGCUCAUGCUCCUUCCCUUUCUUCUGCGCCAGCAUAAGGUUUGGAGGAAGUGCAAGAUGCGUAUCUUCACUGUGGCUCAGAUGGAUGACAACAGCAUUCAGAUGAAGAAAGACCUGAUGACGUUCCUCUAUCACUUGCGUCUUGAUGCUGAAGUUGAAGUGGUUGAAAUGCUUGACAACGACAUCUCGGCUUACACCUAUGAAAAGACCCUGAUGAUGGAGCAGCGAUCGCAAAUCCUCAAGGAGAUGCAUCUAACCAAGAAUGAGCGGGAGAGAGAGAUUCAGAGCAUCACAGAUGUGUCCCGUGGCUCUAUUAGGCGUAAGAACCCAUCAAACCUGCACCCCCAGAGGAGUAUCGCUGAGGAGUCGGUGGCAGGAAGUGGUGAAGAAAAACCUGAAGAGGAGGUUCAGCUCAUUCAGGGAAAAAAUGCCACCCCCACCCCCACUAGCCCCACCUCCCCUACUGCUCCCGCACCAGCGACCAUGAGCCCCGGAGAGGAGGUGCAGAUGACCUGGACGGAUGAUACGGAGAAGGCCAAUAACCCAGCAGUGGCCAACCCUGAUAACAUAAAGGACAUGUUCAACAUGAAACCGGAGUGGGAGAACCUGAAUCAGUCCAAUGUCAGACGCAUGCACCAUGCACAGAAGCUCAAUGAGGUCAUUGUGAAGAAAUCGCAAGAAGCUAAACUAGUCCUGCUAAACAUGCCUGGACCACCUAGGAACCGCACCAACCAGACACGACACAUGGAGAAUUCAUUUUAUCAAAACUAUCCAUUUUUUGCUGACAUUCAGGUGAUGAUAUUUAUUGGAUUUGGCUGCCUUCUGGCCUUUUUCCGACGCUAUGGCUUUGGUGGAAUGGUUUUUAAUUUUUUAGUUGCUACAUUUACCAUUCAGUGGGCAAUUCUGAUUCAAGGAUUCUUUCAGUUUUUCUAUGAUGGGAAGAUUCAUCUUAGUGUACUGAACCUGAUUAAUGCAGAGUUUGCCUGUGCUGUUGUGCUCAUCUCAUUUGGAGCCGUGUUGGGAAAGACGAGCCCUGUGCAACUCUUGAUCAUGGCCUUGCUCGAGAUCCCUCUGUUUGGUGUCACAGAGUGGGCUGUACUGAAAUACCUGAGGAUCAAUGAUGCUGGUGGCUCAAUUCUCAUCCACAUAUUUGCCUGCUACUUUGGCCUGGGUGUCACAUUUGUCCUGUAUAGACCCAGCCUAAACGAAGGACACCCAAAGGUAUCCACAAGUUACCAAUCAGAUCUGUUAUCUGUAAUGGGAACCCUGUUCCUCUGGGUGUUUUGGCCAUCUUUCAACUCAGCGCUGACCUUCAAGGGUGACGACCAGCACCGAGCCGUUCUGCACACAUUUAUAGGUCUCAGUGCCUCAACAAUUACUGCUUUUGCCCUGUCCAGCAUGCUAAGCAAGAAUGGUAAGAUCAGCAUGGCUGAUGUGCAGAAUGUAACAUUGGCUGGAGGUGUAACUGUCGGCGCCUCAGUGGACAUGAUGAUUUCACCGGCUGCUGCUUAUGUGCUAGGAGUCAUGGGGUGCUUUGCGUGCAUGCUGGGGUACAAAUACCUAAGCCCGGUCCUGGCACAAAAGCUGCGUAUACAAGAUCAGUGUGGCAUACAUAACCUGCACGGACUAACCGGACUCAUUUCCAGUCUUGCAGGAAUCUGUGCCAUUCUGCUGGCUACCGAGGAAACAUACGGCCCCAGUCUUUACCAGACUUUCUCUCAUCAAGCACCUCCCGAAGGAGACCCUCAGCUCGUGGAGUUACAACAAUUGAUUCCAGAUCUGGAAGCAGGCUUGGGCAGAAGUGCAAAGGAACAGGCUCUCUUUCAGGUGGCUGCACUGUUUGGGACCAUUGCCGUGUCUGCAGUAGGGGGAAUGCUGACUGGUGUAGUUCUCAAGCUACCAUUUCUGGCUUCACCCUCAGAUGAGCAAUGCUUUGAUGAUGAGCUCUUCUUUACUGUUCCUCCAGAUUACGACUGUGUAAAUGUUCUCAGUGAAACAAGCAAAGCUGAGAAUGAAUGAAGAAAGAUAAAAGACUACAGCUUGGUAAGAGCAUUAAAUAAAGGAAUAUCAAUGCUGGACAAUAGGCUAAACAACAUUAUGACUACUCUGUAACUUUACUUGGUGAUUGUACUUACAAAAAUAGAUUAUUUUAAUAUUUAAUGAAAUAAGGUUCAUAUACUAUUAAAGUAUAAAGUGUACUAUACAUUUGAUUUUCAUACAUAUUUGUAAAAUGUACAUUGUGAAUCUAAUGUUUUUCUAUAUUCGUUCCAUAGUUCAUGAUUCAUAUAUUAUUUUAUUAACUUUUUUAUUUAGAAUUAAGAGAACAUUUAUUUUAAAUUUGAAUGUAAAGUCUGGGUGAACUGAAAGAUGCUGAGACUUUUAUUUCAGUGUGUUGAUGUACUUCCAAUUGAAUUUUAGUUAAGAAUUAAGUAAAAAAUUAGGUUAAGAAUAUUGGUUUGAACGCCAACAAGUUGACGUCAACAAAAAACGCCACUCCAAACACAAAAGUAAAUGGUCAGACUUUGACUAAAGAUUACCAAAACUUUUUUCUGUGAAUAUUACUGAAAACUUACAUAACUUGCACAAAUGACUUUUUCACCUACAGAAAAACAAUGUGAGCAAGAAAAUUAAAUGGUACAAAUUUAA
Danio aesculapii is the source of this 5325-nucleotide messenger RNA. RefSeq names its product solute carrier family 12 member 5b (gene slc12a5b). NCBI's taxonomy places the organism in Eukaryota, Metazoa, Chordata, Actinopteri, Cypriniformes, Danionidae. The transcript is spliced from 27 exons. Gene Ontology annotation, biological process: ammonium transmembrane transport; cell volume homeostasis; chemical synaptic transmission. Gene Ontology annotation, molecular function: ammonium channel activity; potassium:chloride symporter activity. The record is from RefSeq and is a predicted model, not a curated record. The coding region runs from base 160 to 4698 and encodes 1512 amino acids. Gene Ontology annotation, cellular component: plasma membrane.